AUGAUGGUGGUUGCAACUGGGGGCUCCAAUAAUGGACUACAACAGCAACAACAACAACAUCAUCAGCAAAAUCAUUCACAACAACAGCAACAUCAACAGCAACAACAACAAUUAAUCGCUCAACAACAACAGCAGCACCAACCACAACAACAUCGUCAAAUUAUUACCUCCACGCUAGCACAACAUCAGCAACAGUUACAAAACAAUAACACAACAAUAAUUGCAACAACACAACAACAACAGCAGCAACAAAACCAACAACAGCAUCAGCAGCAACAACAAACCACUAAUGGCUCAGCCACAACAACACCGUCCAAUCUUGAAGCUUUUUCCAACAUCGCAACAGCUGCUCAAACACUCGAAUUAAGUUCAUUAAAUGCCGCCCAGUUGGUGGGUGGACACUUAACGGCCGAUGGUAAUUUUGUUACCAUGGGCGGUGUUGUAGUCGGACGUUUACAUCCCGCUCCAGGUGCUGCGGGCAAUACGCAUUUUCUUCAACAUCAAUUGCGAAUACAUACACCCCAUUUGGGCGUAAUAAAAAUGGAACCAUCGCCCAAUGCUAAUGAAUACAACAACAACACCAAUAAUGUAAACAGUAACACUAACAACAAUAGCAACAAUAACUCAACGACGCACACAAAUAAUGCAAACGAAGGAUGAGUCCCCGACUAUGAGACACUAUUGGAAUAUGUGCUCAAUGAUUGAAAAUUAAAUGACGAAAAACAAAAGAGUGAAUAAAAAAACACAACAUAUGCAUGUGUACGUGUGUGUAAGCAUAAUAUAGUCAUUUAUCCUAUGAAAUUUUGGAAUUGACUUUGUAAUUAAUUAUUAAUUUUUGGCUUAAAUAGAUGUAGAGUAGAAUAUUGUCAAAUUGUCGAGAGAUGAAUGAAUAUCUCACAGCGAAUGUUAAUAAAAAAUAUUGUUUUUAAAUUAAAUAAGCAAAUUUAUUAAAAAAAAACUUGCUGAAUAAUCUCACAAUGGUAUUCAGUGCAAAGGAGUGAUUAUUAGGAAAGUUAAACAUUAAUAAACUCAAAAUAUAAUUCCCGAGAAUGUUUUCUUGCGCUUUCCUAACAUGUUUUCCUAUGGCAGACUAACUUUUUUCACCAUAAAAUUACAACAAUUAAAAUAUUUACUAUAAAUAUUAAAUAUUUGACAAAGAGUAAAUUUAAACCAGUUUCAUGAAGAUAGAUGUGUCUUUGGAAGAUGGGAAGAUAUUUUACAGAAUAUAAUUAAAUGAAAGUGCGCAAAGGUUUUUUCAAUUAAUUGAAUAUUUAAAAAUAGCUAACAGAAAAUUAUGUACUAUAACAUUUAGUAUAUAUGAAAGAUUAAAACUUCUUAAUUCAAUUAAAGCCUUAUAUUGUUUAUGUUUAUUUUGAAAAAUAUGACAAAAAUCUAUCGCAUUAAUUGAAAAAAUAGAUUUUAUUAAAAAAAUAAAAUUAUAUCUACAUCUAUUUAUAAACACUUAUCAGAAAUUGAUUGUUCUUUAUGAAACGAUAUUAUUGCACACAUGCUAACUAACAACCAAAAGAAACCAAGGGCUCAUCCAAUUAUAAAAAUUAAAUAGAUAAAUCUCCGUAUAAAUGUACUUAUAAAAGAAGGAAAAUCUACAAAUAUUAACUAUUUUUCAAAAAAAUACUUAUGGAAAAGGAGAAUUUAUAUUAUUAUUGUUUUAAAUAUUGUUGUCACAAAAUAAAACAAAAAAUAUAAAUAAUAAAUAUUGUUAGUUGUUGUUAUAUACUAUGAUCAUCAGAAUAUUAUAAAUGAAAAACGAAAAAAUUGAUGUUUGUUGUUAAAGAAUAUACAAAAGAAAAAAACCUAAUAACUACUACUGAUAACAUUGUUAAAUAAAUGCAGAGGAAACUAAAAAAGACAAUGAAUGUGUAAUUGUUAUAAUAAUAAUGAAUGAUUAUGAAAACUGCUAAUGUUUGUUAAUAAUGAAAAAAACCUCCCCCCGGAAACCAGGCAACCAACCAUCUCCUCUAAUAAUAAUUUUAAUUUAAACAAAAUAUAAUUCAUAGAAAACUCAAUAAAUAUAAUUAUAAUAAUAUAAAUAAAUAUAUAAAAAACAAAAGUAAAAAAAACCAUAUGAAUCCUAUCAAACAAAACACAAAAACUACAAACUACUGCUAAAUACUACAAAACAACUCUAGUGCUAACUACAAAAUAAAAUAAAACAAAACAACAUAUUUUUUUAACAAA
Molecule: messenger RNA, 2199 nt
Organism: Lucilia cuprina (Australian sheep blowfly)
Lineage: Eukaryota; Metazoa; Arthropoda; Insecta; Diptera; Calliphoridae
Product: GATA zinc finger domain-containing protein 10-like
Exons: 1
Coding region: 1-660 (219 amino acids)
Source: RefSeq, a predicted model, not a curated record